Onychostoma macrolepis is the source of this 1536-nucleotide messenger RNA. It is a transcript of the gene uba5, whose product is annotated as ubiquitin-like modifier activating enzyme 5. Gene Ontology annotation, cellular component: cytoplasm; cytosol. Gene Ontology annotation, molecular function: UFM1 activating enzyme activity. The transcript has 12 exons. The record is from RefSeq and is a predicted model, not a curated record. Gene Ontology annotation, biological process: protein ufmylation. Lineage: Eukaryota; Metazoa; Chordata; Actinopteri; Cypriniformes; Cyprinidae. Bases 176 to 1372 code for a protein of 398 amino acids.
GUUCCUGUGUACUUUGUGUUUCACUCCGGGCUCAAUAUCUGGACACACUGUUCGCCAGCUGAUUUGUAACAGUGCGGACGUGUACAUUAAUUGUAAUCUUUGGCGUGCUUUAUUUUUCCCAUUGGAAAAUCAUAUCAACUCGUGUUUAAUACAAUAUAGGAUUUUUAAAGAAAAAAUGGCCACCGUUGAGGAACUGAAGCUGCGAAUCCGUGAGUUAGAAAAUGAACUAAUAAAAUCCAAACAGAAGCAAAGUGAUGCUGAACAUCAUCUCAGACCAAAGAUAGAUAAAAUGAGUGCUGAAGUCGUAGACUCAAAUCCAUACAGUCGUCUGAUGGCACUCAAAAGGAUGGGCAUAGUUCAAGACUACGAGAAAAUCCGCUCGUAUACUGUGGCAGUGGUGGGAGUUGGAGGAGUGGGGAGUGUCACUGCAGAAAUGCUCACCAGAUGUGGCAUUGGUAAGUUGCUGCUGUUUGACUACGAUAACGUGGAGUUGGCCAACAUGAACCGGCUCUUCUUCCAGCCACAUCAGGCAGGGCUCAGUAAAGUUGAGGCUGCAGAACACACUCUUAGGAACAUUAAUCCAGAUGUUGCUUUUGAGACCCACAAUUAUAACAUCACCACAAUGGACAACUUCAUGCAUUUCAUGAACCGCAUUAGUCACGGAGGACUUGAGGAGGGGAAGCCUGUGGAUUUGGUCCUCAGUUGUGUUGAUAACUUUGAGGCUCGGAUGGCCAUUAAUACUGCAUGUAAUGAGUUGGGUCAGAUCUGGAUGGAGUCAGGCGUCAGUGAGAAUGCCGUUUCUGGACACAUCCAGCUCAUCAUCCCUGGAGAAACGGCCUGUUUUGCUUGUGCACCUCCCCUCAUAGUGGCUGCAAAUAUCGACGAGAAGACACUGAAGAGGGACGGGGUUUGUGCUGCCAGUCUGCCCACCACAAUGGGAGUGGUCGCCGGGCUCCUUGUGCAGAAUGUCCUGAAGUAUCUGUUGGGGUUUGGGACAGUGAGUUAUUACCUGGGCUAUAAUGCCAUGCAGGAUUUCUUCCCGAGCAUGGCAAUGAAGGCCAACCCACAGUGUGACGACAGACACUGCAGACGACAACAGGACGAGUACAAGAAAAAAGAAGCAGACCGGCCAAAGCAGGAAGUGGUACAGGAAGAAGAGGAAGUGGUGCAUGAGGACAAUGAAUGGGGCAUUGAGCUGGUGUCAGAGGUGUCAGAGGCAGAGCUUCAGGACGCAUCAGGACCGGUACCAGAUCUGCCGGAGGGCAUUACUGUAGCCUACACCAUACCUGAGAAAGAUGGAGCAUCAGGGGAGACGGUGGAGGAAACCGAUCAGAGUUUAGAAGAGCUGAUGGCUCAGAUGAGAAAGAUGUAAGGGAAAUGACAUCCUUGAACUCAGAAAAAAACUCUCCCACAUAUACACUAAAGACAAACUCAUUAUUUUGUACUUACAUACAUGUAACAUCUGAGGUCUCAUACUAAAUGAGUUUGGAUUUAGUUUUUUUUUUUUUUUCUGUUUUUGCAAGCAGCCUGUAACAC